This is a messenger RNA of Cynoglossus semilaevis (tongue sole), 1479 nucleotides long. Its product is annotated as cadherin-11-like. The record is from RefSeq and is a predicted model, not a curated record. Gene Ontology annotation, molecular function: calcium ion binding; beta-catenin binding; cadherin binding. Gene Ontology annotation, cellular component: catenin complex; plasma membrane; adherens junction. The transcript has 4 exons. Lineage: Eukaryota; Metazoa; Chordata; Actinopteri; Pleuronectiformes; Cynoglossidae. Bases 211 to 957 code for a protein of 248 amino acids. Gene Ontology annotation, biological process: cell-cell junction assembly; adherens junction organization; cell migration.
AAACAUCUGGGAAAGUAACGACAGUGAUGUGGACGCUUGUGAUCGGAAAAAGCAACAAAUUUCAUCUCAGCCUCUGAAUUAAAUAUUCAUAUUCAACAACAUUUUUGUGAGCAAAAACAAAACAUCACCUCAUUGGGAGCAGCUCUACUGAAGUCUAAGAAUAAGUGAAGCCCACGGUUGCUUCUAUCUGACAAGAAGUCACUAAGGCAGAUGAUGAGCCAGCCGGGCCUUGGGCUUCUAAGGGCCCUCCUGGUCUUGUUAGGACUUACUUCACUCUGUAGUUUUGCUGAAACAAAAGAUCGGUGGAGUCAGAGACAUACAGAUCACUUGUCAAUGCACAGACAAAGACGACAUAUGGGAAAAGAGGGACAGGUGCUUCAAAGGUCAAAACGUGGAUGGGUCUGGAAUCAGUUCUUUGUCAUUGAAGAGUACACUGGACCUGACCCUGUUCUGGUGGGCAGGCUUCAUUCAGAUGUAGACUCAGGUGACGGUAACAUCAAGUACAUCCUUUCUGGUGAGGGUGCUGGGACCAUUUUUGUUAUUGAUGACAAAACGGGCAACAUCCACGCCACAAAAACCUUAGACCGCGAGGAGCAGGCCCAGUACACCUUAACAGCACAGGCAGUGGCCAGAGACACCAACAAGCCCCUGGAACCUCCGUCUGAAUUUAUAGUAAAAGUGCAGGACAUAAACGACAAUCCUCCUGAAUUUCUGCACGGCCCGUAUUACGCCAGGGUUCCUGAGAUGUCCAAUGUUGGUACGUCAGUGAUGCAAGUGACUGCUACAGAUGCUGAUGAUCCCACGUAUGGCAACAGUGCCAGACUGGUGUACAGCAUACUACAAGGACAGCCAUAUUUCUCCGUGGAGCCUCAAACAGGCAUGUACCUCCAAGAGCUCAAUGUAGUAUCGUUAAAAAACAUGACAAAGACUACCCACUAUGCAAGACGGAAGGUUUAGCUGCGGCUAUAGCUAUCAGGGGUAAUGAGUACUACAUCUACUUUAAUGAUCGUUUAACUUGAUUUUUAAAUGGGUAAAGAGGUGUUCGAGGAAUCAACAUAAUGCACUGUAAGACAAAAAUAAAUCAAAUGUAAGACAAAAAAUAAAAUAAAAACAAAAAUCCAAAAUAAAUUCUUAUAUCAGAUAUAUUUAUUGUUUAAGUGUGCUGUAUAAAUUCCAGUCCAAGAGUUAAUGUUAGGGUAAGAACUGUUCCCUUAAAUUGGUGUGGAAAGAAGAUACAAUAUUAGUCUGAAAUAAAAACCCUUGGCUGAGAAAUGUGAGUGAGAAAUGUCAGUACGAAUAUUAAGCUGAGCUGCCUGCACUAAGUUUAUCAAAAAAUAGAAGAAUUGGUUUACUGUGAACAAAUAUAACUCAGUUCUUGGGAAAAGGGAGUCAUGAAUAAUCAAAUCACUUCUGGGAAAUUCACUGACUUUAAAUCCACAUUUCACACCCCUAAAAAAAGGGCUUCUUUUGGUGGAUAUC